Ceratotherium simum simum (southern white rhinoceros) is the source of this 3088-nucleotide messenger RNA. The record is from RefSeq and is a predicted model, not a curated record. NCBI's taxonomy places the organism in Eukaryota, Metazoa, Chordata, Mammalia, Perissodactyla, Rhinocerotidae.
GCCGCCUGAGAGGGCUGAGCCGGUCCUACUUCUCGGUCGGAGGGUCGGGGGUGAGGGACCGUGGCAGAGACGACUCGAAAGGGAGGAGGAAGGAAACGCCUGCCAGCCCCGGGGCUCUCGGAGAGCAGUCCCAGCAUGCUUCGCGCCGCGCCGCGCCGCGCCCGGUCUCGGACUCCAUUUCCCAGCGGCCACUGCCGCCGGCCCCGGCUGCCCGCCCGAGCGCCGCGGCCCCUUUGUGAGUCCGCCGGUCGGACCGCGAUCGAGUCCCCGCCCCGGCCCGCGGGGGCGCUCGGCUCCCGGUCUCCGCCGACCGCGCGGAGGGAGGUGCCGACCCGCAGGGAGGAGGCGCUCUAUUUUCUCCAGACACUGCCCUUCUCCCAGAGAGGAGCCUGAAGGAGGAGGACAGAAGAGCUGUCAUAAAUUCUUAAAUUCUUAAAGCCAUGUCCAAGGAUUUGGUGACAUUUGGGGAUGUGGCUGUAGAUUUCUCUCAAGAGGAGUGGGAAUGGCUGAACCCUGCUCAGAGGAAUUUGUACAGGAGGGUGAUGUUGGAGAACUAUAGGAGCCUGGUAUCACUGGGAGUUUCAGUUUCUAAGCCAGAUGUGAUCUCAUUACUGGAGCAAGGAAAAGAGCCCUGGAUGGUGAAGAAGGAGGGGACAAGAGGCACAUGCCCUGAUUGGGAGUAUGCAUUUAAAAACAAUGAAUUUUCAUCAAAGCAAGUUAUUUAUGAAGAAUCAUCCAAAGUAGCGACAAUGGGAAGAAGCCAUCUUAGUUAUAGCCUCGACUGCACCAGUUUGAGAGAAGACUGUAAAAGUGAGGACUGGUUUAAGAACCAGUUGGGAAGUCAGCAAGUACAUUCUAGUCAAUUGAUCAUCACUCAUAAAGAAAUCCGCACUGAAGAUCAAAGUAAUGAAUAUACUAAAUCUUGGCAAACUUUCCAUCAGGAUGCAAUAUUUGCUAUAAAACAGAGUUUUCCCACCGAAGGAAGAGUACAUAAGCAUGAGCCACAAAAGAGAAGUUACCAAAAAAAAUCUGUUCAAAUGAAACAUAAGAAAGUCUAUGUAGAAAAGAAACUUUUGAAAUGUAGUGAAUGUGAGAAAGUUUUCAACCAGAGCUCAUCUCUUACUCUUCAUCAGAGAAUUCAUACUGGAGAGAAACCCUAUGCAUGUGUCGAAUGUGGGAAAACCUUCAGCCAGAGUGCGAACCUAGCUCAACAUAAGAGAAUACAUACUGGAGAGAAACCUUAUGAAUGUAAAGAAUGUAGGAAAGCUUUCAGCCAGAAUGCACACCUUGCUCAACAUCAGAGAGUUCAUACUGGAGAAAAACCUUAUCAGUGUAAAGAAUGUAAAAAAGCCUUCAGCCAGAUUGCACAUCUGACUCAACAUCAGAGAGUUCAUACUGGAGAGAGACCUUUCGAAUGUAUUGAAUGUGGAAAGGCCUUUAGUAAUGGUUCAUUUCUUGCUCAACAUCAGAGAAUUCAUACAGGAGAGAAACCUUAUGUAUGUAAUGUGUGUGCAAAAGCCUUUAGCCAUCGUGGAUACCUAAUUGUACAUCAGAGAAUUCAUACCGGAGAGAGACCCUAUGAAUGUAAGGAAUGCAGGAAAGCCUUCAGCCAGUAUGCACACCUUGCUCAACAUCAGAGAGUUCAUACUGGAGAAAAACCUUAUGAAUGUAAAGUAUGUAGGAAAGCCUUCAGCCAGAUUGCAUACCUUGAUCAACAUCAGAGGGUUCAUACUGGAGAGAAACCCUAUGAAUGUAUUGAAUGUGGGAAGGCCUUCAGCAAUAGUUCAUCACUUGCACAACAUCAGAGAAGUCAUACUGGAGAAAAACCUUAUAUGUGUAAGGAAUGUAGGAAAACAUUUAGCCAGAAUGCAGGCCUUGCUCAACAUCAGCGAAUUCAUACUGGAGAGAAACCUUAUGAAUGUAAUGUUUGUGGGAAAGCCUUUAGCUAUAGUGGAUCUCUUACUCUACAUCAAAGAAUUCAUACUGGAGAGAGACCCUAUGAAUGUAAGGAUUGCAGGAAAUCUUUCAGGCAGCGUGCACACCUUGCUCAUCAUGAGAGAAUUCAUACUAUGGAGUCAUUCUUGACUUUUUCUUCUCCCUCACCCUCCAUGUCCAGUCAGCUGCCAAGACCUGUAGGUUUUAUCUCCUGAAUAUGCCCUGAAUCUGACUCCUUUAAUCCAUUUCCAUUCCAUCAUCUUUUUCCAAUACACAGUAAUCUAUUUGACAUGGACUAUGGAAAUAGCUUUCUAAUUGGUCUCCCCGUACUUACCAUUUCCUUUGCCAGUUGUCCACAUUGCAGCCAAACUUGUAGUUAAAAACAGUUUGAUAAUAUCAUUUCUCCCUCAUUAAAACCCCUCAUUGGCAUCCCACAGUUCUUAGGUUAAAGCACACAUUCCUCAGAAUAGCCUAGAAGAUCGCCCCUCCCAAUACCUUGUUCCAGUCUACCUUCCAAAGCCCUAUCUCAUGUCAGUAUCUAUCUCAUUCUUUAGAUACUUAUCCAGAAUUAAGAAAUCAUAUUCCAGCAUCAAAUAGGUCUGAGUUCCAAUCCUUGCUCUUCCAUUUUCUAGCCCUCUGGUUUUGGAGAAACAUUUGUCCUUUGUAAGCUUUAGUCGUCUUAUUUAUAUUAUGGAAAUAAUAAUGGUACUACCUCAAAAGUUAAUGGGAGAAUUAAAUGAGAUAAUGCACGUAAAUUGCUCAGCAGAGUGCCUAGCAUAAAGUAAUCACUCAAUAAGUAUUAAUGUAAGAUAAAAAGAUACUGUUGGUAUACAAAGAAGACCUGAUCAUCUCAGCAAUGAUCAGCUGAGAAAUAAGCAGUAGCAGCUCAAAACUCAAGAGAUUGUAAAGAUUUUUGAUUAAGAACAGUAGUCAUAGUUCUAAAGAUGGGUGACAAGGGUAUCUAAUACAGUAGGAUUGAUGUUCGAGUCUGUGAUGAUAUAGAGUAAGAUGGUAGCUUCUAUUUCAGCAUGAAUAUAUAGAGAGAUGACUUUGUUGGUAAGAAAAAACUAACUGCGUUAGAUAUUCAACAGUUCUAAGAAGCCAGAUUUAAAAAAUCACUUGUAAUAAGAUAAGUAGAAUUUACUGAGAUGUA